AUUUUCAGAGUUUCUCCAAUAGUUUACUACUUAGGUUUUAUCACUCGUAGUCAGUACGCUAAUCAGCAUUGUCAUUACUCAGUGACCAGGGAUGGAAUGAUUUUGUGACAAAUAUUUCUUCAUUUGUGGUGUGAUGGCGACGUAAUAGGAGGCACCAUGGGCCUGCCUGAAGAGCGAGGCUCAGGCAGCUCCCGUUUUCUGUGGUGUAGUGUAAAUAAAGUAGAAAUAUUUGAAAUCGAAUCCACUGACUCGAUCACUGUAGCACUUGAGGGGGUUUCCCAAUCGAUAUGGCGUGUGGAAAUAUAGAAGUAGGGGCAGUGCUCCGUCUGAGAAGCGAAGUGAACAUUUUAUGGAGGAAGGUUGUCAGAGGGGACACCAUGGUAGAUGAAGGUGAUGGUGGGGCUGGAGGUGUUAGUGUGGGCGUCUACCCCAUCACACCCAUUAAAUGGAAGAGCAAAUUAAUAGAUAUAAAAUUCUCUUGUAAUCAAGGGGUAGACUGGCCCCAUAGCGCAAUUAUGAAGAACAAAGUACUAAAUUUAAUGGAUGAAAUUUAUGACUUGGAGGGUAAAGUUGAUAUGUUGACCCAGGUAGUGCAAACAUCAACUGACACUUCUGCCUUGGAGAAUGUGCCAAAGUUUACUUCCAUUGAAUCCUUAACAAACCAGGUAGCACUGAUAAAAAAACUGUUUAAGCAAGUGAGAGAGGAGGGAAGGGAAGCAUUUAUGUACCUGGAAGGAGAAAAAAGAGAGAUUGAGAAGGACGUUAAAGCAUUAAAGGAUAUUGUGAAUGAGGAAUUUAGCUCAGGUUUAGAUACAAAAGUUCAGAGAGAAAGAAGGUUGGCAAAUAAAACAUAUGAUAAUUUUAAUAAGGUACUUGAUGUGUAUGAUGCUGAAGUAGAAAAUUAUAGAAAGAAUGACAAGUCAGAAAAUUUACAAAGACAAAAGGCACAGGAAAUGAAUCCAAUUAUUAUGCCAUGUUUUAGUCACAGCUGGGAGGAGAAAGACCAUCUUCAGUUUGUGAAAGUUUAUCGGAGGCACAGAAUGAAACAGAGGCGGAUGGAAGAAUGGCAGAGAAUUCUCCCUUACAAAACAGAAAAUGAUGUAUUACAACAUUGUGCCAGUUAUGAAACCUUCUUAAAUAAAAAAGACCAAGUUAAAAAUAAAUUAAUCCAGUGGAAAAGUGAAAAAGAGAAAGAACAGACAGAAAUUCAAGAAAAGAUAUCAAAGGAAAAGAUAGAAAAUGAAAAAAAAAUGGAAUCGAUAAGGAAAGCGAAAGAAGAACGACUAAAGGAAGAGCAGGAAGAAAAAUAUAAGAAAAUUAUUGAAUGGAAGAAAACAAAAGGGGUAGAUAGAAUCACUGGUGAAAAGAUUGAAGAGAGAGUAGGAAAAUCCACCAGAAAACAAAAUAAAAUGACAACUCGUGAACGGAAGGUAAGCAGAUUUACCGAUGAGGAAAGAAAAAAUAUAGGGGUACAGCUUCAAGCAUACAGUCAAUGGAAAGACCAACAGAAACGAGAAGAAAUGCAAAAGAAACAAGAAGAUGAACUAUUGAAAAAGAAGUUGUACAGUGCAAGUAACAGAAAUGAAUUUUGUAAGAAAGAUGAGCAAUAUAUAAAAAGUAAAAGGGAUCGGAAUGAAAUGCAAAUCCGAAAUAAAGAAGAACAAAAGAAGAGGCUUGAGAAAAUCAAAGCAUCUCUACAAGUUAGUGUAGAGAAGAGCAAAAACCGCCUUUAUGAGCCAACUAUAAGUCACACAGCAUACAAGUUAAGCUCGCGGGCAAAGGAAAGUUCAUGUGUCAGUGUUGAUGAGAUUCCUCGAUUAGGAACUCCUGUGUGGAGGCUGGGAAUUUAAGAGGUGUUAUGAAUCAGGAAACACAAACUACUGUAAGUACAGUGCAUCAGAAAUCUUGUGUUGUACAUAGAUUCAAAGUUUUUAUAGUACUGUAUUGUUAAUAUAUAUUAUAUAUAUUUAUUGUACAAUAUAUAUCUAGUACAGCUCCUCCCUAACUUACGACAGGGUUAGGGACCCAA
Molecule: messenger RNA, 2029 nt
Organism: Homarus americanus (American lobster)
Lineage: Eukaryota; Metazoa; Arthropoda; Malacostraca; Decapoda; Nephropidae
Product: calponin homology domain-containing protein DDB_G0272472-like
Exons: 1
Coding region: 288-1850 (520 amino acids)
Source: RefSeq, a predicted model, not a curated record